Rangifer tarandus platyrhynchus (Svalbard reindeer) is the source of this 612-nucleotide messenger RNA. The record is from the annotation of a GenBank genome assembly. NCBI's taxonomy places the organism in Eukaryota, Metazoa, Chordata, Mammalia, Artiodactyla, Cervidae.
AUGGAAGGGUCCCGCCUGCCCAACCAGGCUCUCAGCCGGAGAAUGACCACCAGGGAAUCGCCCAAGGUCUGCAAUCGCCAGGACGGAGACGUCUCUCCCAGGAGGACUCUCGUCAACUCCGAUAUGACUUUGACCCGCGGGACCCUGAGAAAGGGCUUCUUUUGCAAUGACACCACCAUCCAAUACCCCCGGAUGGCCCAUUAUAUCAUUGAAGACUCGGCACUCAUGAAGAUGGACUUCUUCAUCUCCAUCUUCACGACCAGCCUGGGAGAGCUGAUUCGGGUCAGGGGCCUGCAGCUGAGCUCGCCAGCCUUCAUGAGCAGCACUUACGUGGCCAUGAUCUACAAGCAGCUGGGUGCCUUCAUCUUUGGCAGCCUGGCCAGCUUCUCACUGACCAGUAUCGCCAAGAUGACCACAGGUCAACUGCGGCCCCACUUCCUGGCCACGUGCCUGCCUGAUCCAACCUCCUUCGACUGUGAGAACGGCUACAUCACCAACCACAGCUGCACAGGGCAUCCUGAAGAUGUCCUCGAUGCCAGACGAGUGGGUGGGCAGGGAGGGGAGCCCAGGAGGUGUCCCCACCCCACCCCACCCCACUCCACCCCCAGCUGA